AUCCCUUUUCCCAAACAUCAAUCUCCUCUCCACUCCACCACCGCUUCUCCUUCUCCCCCUCCCGCCGGAGACCUGCCCGCCACCACGGCUCGUGCCGCCAGAGAUAAGAUGGGGACGAGGAGCGGCUCUCUCUAUACCUGCGGAGGAACCGGCGAGCCGGCGGCUCCGGUGGCCGGGCAGAAGAGGAAGAGGUCUCCCGCCGCCGCCGGCGAGGCAUCCGGCGUGCGCCGGAAGAGGCAGGCUACCGGGCCGGACUACUUGGACGGCAUCCCUGACGACCUCGUGCUGUCCAUCUUCUCCAAACUCGCCGCAUCUGCGAACUCCCCCUCCGACCUGCUGUCCGUCCACCUAACGUGCAAGAGGCUCAACGGCCUGGGGCAGCAGGACAUGGUGUUCGCCAAGGCCUCGCCGGCGUCGCUCGCCGUCAAGGCGGCGGCCUGGUCCGAGCUCGUGCAGCGGUUUCUCAAGCGCUGCGCCGACGCCGGCAAUCUUGAGGCUUGCUACAUUCUCGGCAUGAUCCGGUUCUACUGCCUUGGCAGCCGCAGCGGCGGCGCGGCUCUGCUCGCGAAGGCGGCCGUCGGCGGGCACCCGGCGGCGCUGUACUCGCUGGCCGUCAUCCAGUUCAACGGGAGCGGGGGCGCCAAGUCGGACCGCGACCUGCGCGCCGGGGCGGCGCUCUGCGCGCGCUCCGCCGCGCUGGGCCACGUCGACGCGCUCCGGGAGCUCGGGCACUGCCUCCAGGACGGCUACGGCGUGCGCCGCGACCCGGCCGAGGGCCGCCGCCUCCUCGUCGCCGCCAACGCCCGCGAGCUCUCCCUCGCGCUCGCCGCCGCGGCGGCAAGCGCAACCUACCCCUUCGCCUCCCUCCCCAUCGGCGCCGUUGCAGGCGGCGCCGGCGGCGUCACCAGCAGCCCCCUCCUCUCCGACUUCGGGUGGAGCCUGCCGGAGGCAGAGCCGCACACGGCGAACCAGUUCAUGUCAGACUGGUGGGCGUCGCGCGGCGUGCAGGCGUGCGCCAAGAAGACCGACGCGGCGGCCACCGGCGGAGACGGCGAGGGCGAGCUGCGGCUGUGCUCCCACAUGCGGUGCGGGCGCAAGGAGACGCGGCGGCACGAGUUCCGGCGCUGCUCCGUGUGCGGCGCGGCCAACUACUGCUCCCGCGCGUGCCAGGCCCUGGACUGGAAGCGCGCCCACAAGGCCCAGUGCGUGCCCAUGGACCGCUGGCUCGUGGGCGGCGCCGCCGCCGCGCCGCAGCAGUGACCCGCCCCAACGGGCAACCACCGCUGCAACUAGCAGCACCGGAGAGUCCACCGCCCGACCGGUGGACCGGGCGUAGCGGAGCGAACGAACGAUGAUGAAUGAGGAAGCGUUUUUCUGGCGUUUUGCUUUCUUUUUUGCGGCCGUUUGGGUGUCGUCUUGUCAGAUGUACGUACUCUACUCUACUCGGGAAGAAGAGCAGACGAGAGAUUCUACCGCGGCCACCCACCAGAACUCUAGCCUUUGUUUUCCUAAUCUUUCUCUCUCUUUUCCGUACUCAAUUAGUUAGCCCCUCUUAAAUCAAUCAAAUUACUCCCCUGGUAAGAUGGUAAAAAAAACCUGGAUCCCGCUUCGAACUCAUUUUCUAGAGCUCGAGCGCGGAAGCUGCUUC
Messenger RNA from Triticum aestivum (bread wheat), 1648 nucleotides. RefSeq names its product F-box protein At1g67340. Gene Ontology annotation, molecular function: protein binding. Bases 109 to 1260 code for a protein of 383 amino acids. The transcript is spliced from 3 exons. The record is from RefSeq and is a predicted model, not a curated record. Lineage: Eukaryota; Viridiplantae; Streptophyta; Magnoliopsida; Poales; Poaceae.